Messenger RNA from Cladocopium goreaui, 1784 nucleotides. Lineage: Eukaryota; Dinophyceae; Suessiales; Symbiodiniaceae. The record is from the annotation of a GenBank genome assembly.
GCUGAAUUCAAGCCACUGCCAACCGCCAGCGUGUCUUGGGAAGACCAUGGAUCGACAUGCCCAGGCGGCGGAGCGGCUGCGCGUGGCGGCAAAGGAACGGCAGCAGAGCCCUGAGGGCUUCGUCAAAGAGCUGCAGAAUGCCAUGGCGGAGCUACAAGUUCCUUUGGCCGAUCGGAGCUUCAGGAAGAAUUUCUCGAGAAAUUACAAGGUACUUUUCCAGGCUAACCCGAAUGGUUACAGAGUGGAAGUCCUGGAAUCGGUCUUGGACUUGAACGCCACCGUCUAUGUGAACAGAAGAAUGCAUUGGAUCACAGGCCUUUCAAUGAGAAAGGGACAUGUGUUGCAGCAACGCCUGUCACAGCUUUUUUCUUUGCUCGAGAGCAGCGAGGUGAAGCUGGGUGCUUUGUGGAAGCUGCUGCAGGACCUCGAUGAGGCUUGGAUGGAGUUUGAGAAACAUUACAUCAUGGAUUUGAUUGACAUCGAGGCGGAAGCCCGUCAGCCGGUGGCUGACGCAGUGACGUUAGAACUUCAAUUGCGACAAGCUGAAGAACAGCGACCUCCGAGGGAAGAGGAGGAGGUUCACUGGCUCGGCCGUCGCGAGCGAUUGCCCUGGACCGCGCAACUCGAGGAACACAACGUCUGUGACCACGCCAUCCGCGGCGCGGGUGUGGUGCCACGCUCCAUGCCAUCGAUCAGCGCCGUCAGUCAGUGGUUGGCCAAGAGGACGUCGACGCAGAAUGAGACCCCUUUGGAUCUUCAGCAGCUGGCGGUCUCUGCGGCCUCCGAGGCCAAUGCCAGUGCCUCGGAGCUGGAGAGGACGGAGAAGAUGAAGGAACUGCUGCGGAAGGUCUGUGAAAUCAAUUCCAACGCCAACGUCCGUGGUCGAGGACGUCCACAGAUGGGUUUCCACGUCUUGCAAGCGGCUGCCGACGACUUCUUAGCCUGUCAGGCGUCGGAGCCGACACUCGAGACCAGCGUGCAAGCGGCCUUUGCCAAACAUGUGCUGGAAGGGUUUCUGCACUUGAGGAGUUAUUUGUUUGACAUGCGCGGUCGAAUGCUGGAGAUCGACCCCCAGCUUCAGAACAACCGACAGCUGCAAAAUUGUUUAGUCGCUUGGGAAGAUGCCUGGGAGUUGGGUUCACGUUUCCUGCGUCCGCACGACGUCUCGGGCGCCUUAUGCUCCGUGGCGGCGCAGCUGGGGACGCUGCAGCAGGAGCAUCAGGAUUUCGCCAGCCUGGUGGAGUCACAAGAGGCGGAACUCUUCUUGGUGCUGCCCAGGCUGGUCUUGCUAUGUUCUCUUGCCGGCCCAGAGAGGUCCUCGCCCUUCACGGCCACGAUGCUUCCCAGCCAUUUUGAGGAGGUCAGUGAAGGUGAUGAUCUGGGCUCCGUGGGUCCUGAUUUCUCCCGAACCGCUGAGUGGGAUGAGCUUUUGAAGAAGUUCAAAGACCUGGAGCAAGAACGCUCUUGGCGGCAACUUGUGGAAAAUGCCUUGCGGGGCCCGUCCAGCGCACAGGAUGAGCCGAUGAAGGCGUUCUUGACGCAACUUGAAGCGUUGGGCUUCGAACUCACACGCCGAAGGCCAGAGGAGUGGAACAGCUGCUGCUCUCUGCUGCUUCGAUGCUCCAUGGCCGUCGUGGACAAGGCGCAGACAACGUAAAGAACGUCCACCUAACGAGGGGCGUUGUUUUUGUCGGCGGCAGAAGCUCCGCCUGGGCAUGCGGUUCACCGGUGGACGGUACCCAUCAACACUGGCGCCGAGUUCAGGAUGAGUGAGUGAAAAGGAG